GGCAUAUUGUUGUAUUAUACGACGCAUGCUGGUUCAAGCAGCAAUUUCACAUGUGUGUGGGUGGGUUUGCUGCGCCUAAAAGUAGACUACUUUUCUGCUUUGAUUUUCUUUUUUGCUAAUGCCAUUUUUCACGGGAUGUUUUUGUGCGAGCGAAAAGGUGCACCCGUACGGAAAAAUUCAAUGAAAACACGAGAAAAGCGCAUAAUUCGGCAUGCUGCAUUUGCUGCAAGAAUCUUCGCGGGACACUUUCUUGCUGCACGCUACAUUGAAACAUAAUUUUAGUGCUUGAAACAUUUCUCGCGUUUCACACUCGAUUGUCACGCAAGAUUGCGUGUAUUUGCGACAAAGGCUCGCGCAGUCGACACCCGAUUUUUUGUACGGGCGCAGAAAAAUUUCUCUGCUGCUUUUUUUGCGGUGAAAAUUCCUCGUGAAAAGUCAUGUUUUGUGCUCUGCACCAAGAUGACCUGAAAGUCUUGAUUCCCACAAUUGCUCUAGGACGCGGAAAUUGAGAGAGCAUCAUCCCCCUGAGGAGGAGAGAGCGUAAGGCCACACAGCUUCAUGUGAACUGCAAGCUUCCGCACGAAUUCGCCAUGAGGACGAAAAAUUUCCUGAUCAUCCUGUGCUGCGUCAUCGCCACGAGUCUGGUGCUGAUCAUCCUGGGGCCUACGGGGCAACAGAAUCAGUCCAUUAAGGAUAUUAUUGACGGGACGCAUCAGCAGUUCAGAGAAUUCAAGGAACAACUUCGGGUGUCUGACGAGAAGAAAUUGGACAUUGAUCCGAAAUUCUUGGCCCUUCUUGGUUUCACGCAGACCAUCUACAAUGGCACCAAAUCGAAUUUCUCCAUUGUGACUUAUGCACUAAAGGGUCAGGCAGCGUCGCUUAUUCUCCUGGCGCAAAAUAUGGCAUUGCGCCUGCCGAAUGAGCCCCUUCUCAUUUAUGAUUUGGGGCUGUCGGAGGAGGAUUCGCGAGCUGUUGGUGGAUUCUGCAAUAGUUCAAAGUGUUCUGUGAUACCAUAUGACUUGACAGUGUACCCAACUUACGUCAGUGACGAAGAGAUGCACGCCUUUCGGCCGCUCGUGAUCAAGGAUGCCCUCACGCGGGCACAUACGGUGCUAUUCAUUGAGAAUAGCGUUCGUGUUCGGGGUGGGAGUCGCGAAGUGUAUGAUCUCGUGAGGACUGUGUCAGCAAGUGGGAGUGGUGUACUUGGGUGGGUGACACGACAAGCCGUGUCAGCACGUACGCAUCCCAAAAUGUUUGAAUACUUUCAAGUGACAAAGGAGAGUUUUCUAUUCCUGCCCAUGGUGGAGAUGGAUGUAGUCUUUUUCAUUGAUACAUCCACGGUCAAUGAGAGAAUUCUACUGCCCUGGAUUAAGUGUACCCUCACACCGGAGUGUAUUCAUCCAAUAGGUGCCCAAUCUGGUGGUUGCAAAUUCAAUAAGAAGCCACAAUAUAGAUAUUCAGGAUGUCACGGUUAUGAUGCGUCCGCCUUCAAUAUUGUACUGGGAUUAACAUUUGGUUUCGAUGAGAAGAAGUACUCGAAUGUCGAGCAGAAUCUUUUCUACAUGGAAACACUUGAGCAAGCAACCAAAAUAUUAGAGAAUAAACGAAGAAAUAUAAGUGAUACUUCGGAACAUCCCUUCACGGAAGAAUAAAAUGAAGAGAGAAAAAAAAUGAACUUAAUGACGGUUAAAAAAAGUAUAAGAUAGACUUUGCAUUACGAACAAUGGGAACGUCUAUUGAUUCUUCUUUUUAUCACACAUUUUCCUUUUUUUCUUCUUAAACAAAUAUUUACUUUAAAUAUUUACUCGCGAUAAAUGAACUAUCAAAGAAAAAUAAAAGGCUUGAUAAGGAAAUGACGAAGAGAACAAACUUUCUGCUUUACGCUGAAAUGGAAAAGAAAAAAUAUUGAAAAAAGACUUUUUACUUUAUUAUUAGCUGUGAUUCUUGAGCACAGCUUUCCAUCUUCUUUGUUUUUCUCAACAUAUCAAUAGACAAAAUAUUCUUCGCCUCUUUAUUUUAUUUUGUAAAUUCUCAUUACCUUUUAAAAUGGAAUUGAAAAGACAAAAAAUUGAUUUUCCUGUGAGAAAUGGUUAAGAAUGGAAAGUCCCUGAAAGAAUAUUUCACACGUGAUUCAUUUAAAAUGCCAUUCUGUGGUCUAAAAUGAUUCUAACAUAUUUUUUUCUUACUAAAGAUUCCAUUCAUUUACUAAAACAACAAAUUUUUAAUCUCUAUGAAUUUACUUCUCUCUUAAUUUUUUACAAACUUUAAGAGAACGAGAAAUAUUUAGUUUAUUAUUGCUCAAAGUUUACUUAAAAGAAUUUUUUUUAACACUUAAAUUGUAAAUACAAAAAAUAAAUAAAAAUGGCGACUUAAGAGAAAUGUUAAAAAGGAAUUAAAUUAACAAAUUAAUGUGGUACCAUUUAAAGAAAAAAAACAAAUGAAAUUGAGCAUAAACCUGUAACAAUGUUUAGUGUGAAUAAAUUACACGAAGAAAAACGGCAAACAAUUACCAGUUAAAAAAAGAAUAUUAAAUUACAAGACAAGAAAAAUGAAUUACUAAGUUACAAUUUAGUGAGUAAAAAACAUAUCUUAUCGUGAAUAUUCAUAUUGAAUUAAGAUAAUAGUGGAUGAAGAAAUUAAAAAAAAAACAACACUAAAAUUCAUUGAUAUGACAUGAAGAUAACAAAAUGUUUCUAUUUAGAAGAAAAAGAAAUAAUUAAAAACUGAUGAAUACCAUUAUUUUGUACUUACUAAAUCCGAGAAAAGAAAAACUUACGCCAGAGUAUUGUUUCUUUACUUACAACAAUUUAUUAGAGAAUUACCGGAGUAGGAAGGAAAAAGUGAAAGAGUUCAUAAGAGUAAUGAUCCGCUUGCCAAUUUUUUCAAAAUAAAAAUAGAAGAAAGAGACCAGAAAUGAAGUGAGAAAAAGGAAUAUUAAAAGAAAAAAAAGAGAGAGAUUUAUUAACAAAAAAAAAGAACUUAAGCGUAAAAAUAUUAAUGUUACUAUAUUCCAGAAAAUAAAUGAAGCGACCAAUAAACAUUUUAAUAUAAAAAAAAAGAAGAAAAUGCAGCUACAGUGAGAAAAAAUGCUUAUUACAAUUUACACUUAAAGAAAAAAAACUUAGAUAUAAACAAUUCAUAGGAUAUUAUUGCAAGAAAGUAAAAGAAAAAAGUAAAACCUUAAAAAUAAAAAAAAAUAUUGAAUGAUUAAUGGAAACUUUUGAUAAAAUUUUUAGACAUGAAAAAGAAUUAAGAUAACAUGAAAAGUAAAUGAAGAAAAAUUGUGAAAAAAGACAACAUUUUAUUCUGCAACUAGGAAACUAUGCAAAACAUUUUAGAAUGAGCAAACAGCUUAAAUGAAAUCAAAGAUAAUAUUCUUUGGCAGCCAAAUGAACAAAAAAUAUAUAUUUUAAGGCAUUAUUAGAUAGUUUCAACAACAAAAGAUGAGAAAAAUCUUACGGGAGUUUAAAAAACUCUUUUUAACGUUUCAAAAAGAUUUAACAAAAAACAGUUUUCUCGAAUAUAUGGAGAGGUUAAAAAAUCCAUCUUCGUUAAUCUUCUCUAGAUAGCUUCCGAAUGAGAAUUUUUUAUUAUACCGUCAAACCGUGUAAUGUUGGAUCACGUGUUUCUUUAAGGGUAUUAUUAUGUUUCAACCGAAUAUCAAUUUUUUUUUUAAUUAAAAUUCAUUUCAAGAAAUUUUAAGGAAAGAAUUCUCAAAGAUUUAAAAAAAUAUAUUUUCAAAUGAAAAAUUGAGAAAUAUGUUAUUCAAAAUUGAACGGGGCGACGGUAUAGCGCUAUUUUUUGUACUGCUGUAAAUAUUAUUUGUUUGUAAAUUUUGAGUCACAUUUUUUAUUUUGUAAAUUAGUUUUCUUUUGAUGUGUGUUUGCAACACUCAAAGACAGAAGGAAGCAAACUAUUAUGAAAAAAAAACUAGUGUUUUGUGUGUGAAAAGCCAGAUUGAUGAGGAUGUGGAGAGAUUUUUUCUGUGGGUUGGGAGUGGGAAAAUGAAAGAAAUGAUAAAAGUGCUAUGUUGAUGCUGUUUUAAGCAUAAAGUAUUAUUUGAUGAAUAAAUCGUACAUAAAAAUUCCUCACCAAAACA
This is a messenger RNA of Lutzomyia longipalpis, 4099 nucleotides long. RefSeq lists its product as uncharacterized. Bases 591 to 1652 code for a protein of 353 amino acids. Lineage: Eukaryota; Metazoa; Arthropoda; Insecta; Diptera; Psychodidae. The transcript is spliced from 4 exons. The record is from RefSeq and is a predicted model, not a curated record.